AUGGCUCACCAAUCGUUAUCGAGGGUUUCUAAUAAUCCUACUACGCAAGGCUUUCAUAACUUUCGUCUUGGAACUUCGGACCAUCCCACCGGUCCUCAACUGGAUCCUCUUCUUCGAAUUGCAUUUUUGGAGUAUCAGGUUGCUAAUUUGAAAUCUGAAAAUACUUAUCUCCAUUCUCAGGUUAUAAAGUUACAGCAUCAGGCGGACGAAUUAAAGAAUCAAGUGGACGAACUACAGAAUCAAGUUGAAGUUCAACAAAUUGCUAGUUCUAUUUCCAAUGAGAAAUUUUUUGAAGAAAUUAUUUCUUUACAGAUGGAUGAUUCUCUGUAG
Molecule: messenger RNA, 330 nt
Organism: Acaulospora colombiana
Lineage: Eukaryota; Fungi; Glomeromycota; Glomeromycetes; Diversisporales; Acaulosporaceae
Source: the annotation of a GenBank genome assembly